AUGGACAUUGAUGAUCACUGCAAUAUCCCUCUAGCCUCGUCAACGCCGCUAACACCAACACCUCCAACACACAGCAGCAACAAAGACACAACAACGACCUCCAAAAUCCUCCAAGCGCUCCCCAAACUCCCGCUCCCCUCGCCCACCAAGCACGAAAACAUCUACACGCUACCCAACUUCCUAACUUUCACACGCCUCCUCGCUGCCCCGGCCGUUGGCUACUACAUCCUACACUCACAACCCGUGACCGCGAUCCUUUUAUUUUUCUACGCGGGCGUGACGGACGCCGUGGACGGGUAUCUGGCGCGGCGCUACAACUCGCAGACGGUAGUCGGCACCGUGAUCGACCCGAUGGCUGACAAAGCGCUGAUGACGAUCACGGUGGUGUGCCUGACGAUCCAGUCGAUCCUGCCCUUAUGGCUGAGCGUGGUCAUCCUGGGCCGAGACGUCGCGCUCGCCAUCUCGGCGAUCUACUUCCGCUGGAUCAGCCUGCCGCCGCCCAAGACCUUCGCGCGAUACUGGGACUUCAGCUUGCCGAGCGCGGAGGUCCGUCCGACCGAGAUCAGCAAGAUCAACACCUUCUUGCAGCUGUUGCUCGUUGGGAAUGCCAUGCUGUUGCCUGUCUUGCCGGAGGCGCUGGUCGGCGCGUGGAACCUGAUCGGGGUGUUUGAGGGCUGGUGCUAUCUUGUCGCGUGCACGACACUGUGGAGUGGACUCAGUUAUGUGGGGAAUAGAGAGGCAGUGAAGAUUCUGAGUCGUGAGGAGGGCGAGGAGAGGAAGCGGAGGUUAGUUGAAGGAUUAGGAAAGGGUGAGGUUGGCAAGACAUGA
This is a messenger RNA of Exophiala aquamarina CBS 119918, 828 nucleotides long. RefSeq names its product CDP-diacylglycerol-glycerol-3-phosphate 3-phosphatidyltransferase. The coding region runs from base 1 to 828 and encodes 275 amino acids. NCBI's taxonomy places the organism in Eukaryota, Fungi, Ascomycota, Eurotiomycetes, Chaetothyriales, Herpotrichiellaceae. Gene Ontology annotation, molecular function: cardiolipin synthase activity. The transcript has a single exon. The record is from RefSeq and is a predicted model, not a curated record. Gene Ontology annotation, biological process: cardiolipin biosynthetic process. Gene Ontology annotation, cellular component: membrane; mitochondrion.